CAAAGGGGUCCAAGGAGGCUUUGCGGGGCUUGGCCCCCCUGAUCUAUCCUUGCAAAGCCCUGCAAGGAAGGCGGGUAGCCUGAGGGUCAGAGAGUGGCCCAACGGCCUGGAUUCGUGGCCAAGCGCCCAUGGCUCCUGAGUCCCCCCUAUAGCCACUACCCCACCCUGGCUCUCACCACUUCCCCUGCCAGUAUGUUUAGGCUAAAUACACAUGUUUGACCCUAUUUCAAAAUAAGGAUUGUUUCGGUGUUGCCUUGCAUAGAUGUUCACUAUUUUUUUGAUUUUGGACUUGUCCGUGUUUCAAAGUACAGCAUUUCCAGCUUGGUGGAAUUCUAGAAUCUAUUAAGGGGCUAUUAGGAAUGGAAUAAUCAUUAGUGACUUGAAUGGUGCUUGGGGAUAACUCAAAUAAAGGGAUUCAUGGUCGUGUUUCAAUUCAUUUCUCGGUUCCUCUGAUAGGGCUAUUUUGUCACCUUUUCCUAAAGCUUCUGUCUCAAUUUUGGGGAGUGAAGAGUUCCUAUUUUCUCAAUAUGCCUUUAUUUUGCAGUGCCCUAACAGGAAAACAAAUCUUGUUUCUAAAAUAUAACGUUGAGUUUUUUGAGGUAACCAUGACAAGUAAUCCAAUGAAGCCUGAUGAAAAUAGAAGUAAACGUAAGAAGGAAGCAAAGAAUGACGUUUCAGAAAAUCUGCAAUUGUCUCCUUUGGAAAAAACAGAUACAUCUCAUUCUGAAAGCUUCCAGUCUCAGCACAAAACUGAAGCCCUGGAAAAGGUUUUAAAUGUUAUAGAGAAUCUUGCGCUGGGCCCCACGCCAGGGCAAGCUGCCUGCAUCCAGCGGAAGGGCUUGCAGUGCAUCGCACCCCUUUUCUGCAGUGUGGAAGAAACACCCCAUGCCAUCCCAACAAAGGUGGAAGGGCGCGUCCCCAAAUGGCUGAAGGGCAAGCUGCUGAGGAAUGGGCCAGGGAAGUUUGAAUUUGGAAAAGAUAAGUACAACCACUGGUUUGAUGGCAUGGCUCUGCUGCACCAGUUUGAGAUUGAGGAUGGGACUGUGAAAUACAGCAGCAAAUUCCUGCGAAGUGAUACCUAUGUGACCAACAGCAAGAACAACCGGAUUGUGAUAUCUGAAUUUGGGACCUUGGCCAUGCCGGACCCUUGUAAGACGGUUUUUGAACGUUUCAUGUCAAGGUUUGAAAUGCCAAAAUUAACAGACAAUUGCAACGUGAACUAUGUGAUCUACAAAGGUGACUAUUACGUUAGCACAGAGACGGAUGUAAUGCACAAGGUGGAUCUGGAAACGCUUGAAACAAAGGGGAAGGUGAACUGGAGCAAGUACAUUGCCGUGAAUGGAGCGACUGCUCAUCCCCACUACGAGCCAGACGGGACAGCGUACAACAUGGGCAACUCCUAUGGGAAAGAUGGCUCCAAGUAUAACAUCAUUUGCGUCCCGCCGCAGGGGCCCAACUCCGACGGUUCCAGCCUGCAGGGCGCGAAAGUCCUGUGCACCAUUGAGCCGGACAAUAAGGCAAAACCUUCCUAUUAUCACAGCUUCGGAAUGAGUGAAAAUUACGUGAUCUUGAUUGAGCAGCCCCUCAAAAUGAACCUGUGGAAGUUAAUGGUAGCAAGGAGUCUUGGGAAAUCUUUUUCGGAUGUGCUCAGCUGGGAACCUCAGCAAAACACCCGUUUCCACGUCAUCAACAAGCUCACUGGGCAGGUGUUGCCCGGGCAGUACUACAGCAAGCCCUUCUUGUUUUUCCAUCAAAUCAAUGCCUUUGACGAUCAAGGCUGUAUCGUCCUUGACCUCUGCUGUCAAGAUGAUGGUGGUUCUGUUGACAUCUACCGUCUAAAAAACCUCCGCAAAGCAGGGGAAGCGCUGGACCAGGUCUAUAAUUCCGUACCAACAGCAUUCCCAAGGCGCUUCGUUCUGCCCAUCAACGUGAGUCCCAAGACUCCCACGGGACAGAAUCUCAACCCCUUGUCCUACACAUCUGCAAGAGCUGUGAAAGAGGCCGAUGGGAAGAUCUGGUGCACCCAUGAAAGUCUCCAUGGCGAAAACCUCAAGGAAGCGGGGGGAAUAGAAUUUCCCCAGAUUAACUAUGCUCUUUGCAAUGGGAAGAAAUACCGUUUCUUCUACGGCUGUGGCUUCGGACAUAUGGUUGGCGACUCCUUGAUCAAGACUGAUGUAAAGACCAAAGAGAUAAAGAUUUGGCAAGAAGAUGGCAUGUAUCCUUCUGAACCAGUGUUUGUGCCGGAACCGAACUCUGCUGCAGAAGACGGCGGCGUCCUUCUGUCAAUAGUGCUCACACCGAAGCAGAAUCAAGGCAGUUUCUUGCUCAUCCUGGAUGCUGAGAGUUUCACUGAACUGGGUCGGGCAGAAGUUCCUGUACAAAUGCCGUACGGUUUCCAUGGCAUCUUUGUCCCACAUUAACCAAGAAACUGUUAGUGAAGGACCACCAGUCGAUGCUCUGUGCGUAACACUUCCCCUUUGUGACCUUGGACGAAUCACUCCAUCUUAACACCACAGCGAUGCUGUGAGGAAGAAUAUAUGUGAUGGAGAACACAUGCAUAUAUUGCCCGUUUAUAUAAAUGCUGGGGAGGGUGUUGAAGGAGGCACCUGAAGAUUAUAAAAUGUAAAGUUAUUUUGGGGACAAAUGUAAUCUUUUAUGAUUUACCUUUGGGUUAAUUAUCUGUACAGUGUUUCAAUUAUAUAAAUACAGUUAAAAGCCUUUGGGCAUUUCCUAAAGUUUUAGAAAUUUUCACAGUAAAAACAAACACCCUUUAAAAUGGUUUGCACUUUUUGUGAAGAGGUUGGGGAAAAACAGAACACUCGCCACAUUUUCACUUCAACUUUUCUGGUAGUCGGUUCCAUUUUAUGACCCCAUUUUUAAGCCAGUCUUUAAAUUAGUACUAAAAUACUUUCCUGUAUAUAUUUAGUGAAAGGGUAACACUAAUUGUGUUAAAAAUAAAAUAACAACAAUAACAACUGC
Molecule: messenger RNA, 2979 nt
Organism: Varanus komodoensis (Komodo dragon)
Lineage: Eukaryota; Metazoa; Chordata; Lepidosauria; Squamata; Varanidae
Gene: BCO2
Product: beta-carotene oxygenase 2
Exons: 13
Coding region: 384-2420 (678 amino acids)
Biological process (GO): retinal metabolic process; carotene catabolic process
Cellular component (GO): mitochondrion
Molecular function (GO): beta-carotene 15,15'-dioxygenase activity; carotenoid dioxygenase activity
Source: RefSeq, a predicted model, not a curated record